Molecule: messenger RNA, 891 nt
Organism: Penicillium verhagenii
Lineage: Eukaryota; Fungi; Ascomycota; Eurotiomycetes; Eurotiales; Aspergillaceae
Product: SDR family NAD(P)-dependent oxidoreductase
Exons: 3
Coding region: 1-891 (296 amino acids)
Molecular function (GO): oxidoreductase activity, acting on the CH-OH group of donors, NAD or NADP as acceptor
Source: RefSeq, a predicted model, not a curated record
AUGCCCCUCCCCCAAUUACUUGUUGGCAAGGUGGCCGCCAUCACCGGCGGUCUCACCGGUAUUGGACGAGCAAUUGCGCUCGAGUACAUCCGCCACGGCGCCAAGGUCGCAAUCAGCCACCUGGGCGGACCAAAGGAAGAGGACCUGCUAGAAGCGAUGAAGAAAGAUGUGAACGAGAUCGAAGACGGCGCAGACAAGACUCGAUUCAUCACAGUCUCAGGUGAUAUCUCUCAGCCCGAGACAGGAAAGAAAUUUGUUGCACAGACUGUCGAGGCAUUUGGACGACUAGACGUGUUUGUGAGCAAUGCCGGAGUUUGCCAAUUUGCUGAAUUUCUCGAGUACGAUAACCCUCCCUCAGCACGCAACAUGUUGUUUGUUCGCGACUCAGCCCAAAGGUCUUGUGCUAAUGAUAAGAAUCUCAGACUUGAGCCUUCCCUCCUUAACCACACCAUCUCGACUAACCUAUCCGGUGCCUUUUAUGCCACACAAGCCGCUGCUCGACAGAUGGCAUUGGUUCAAUCUCCGCCCGGUGGCUCAAUUAUUGGUAUUAGUUCGAUCUCUGCACUCGUGGGUGGUGGUGAACAGACACACUACACCCCCACCAAGGCGGGUGUUUUGAGUUUGAUGCAGUCGUGCGCCGUGGCAUUGGGCAAAUAUGGCAUCCGCUGCAAUGCUCUGCUCCCCGGAACCAUUCGUACGCAGCUGAAUGAUGCGGAUAUGGCCGAUCCUGUCAAGAAGAAGUAUAUGGAAGGCCGCAUCCCAUUGGGCAGACUGGGUCAGCCCCCGGACUUGGCUGGGCCAGCGGUCUUCUUGGCUUGUGAUGAACUGAGCAGCUAUGUGACUGGUGCACAGCUUUUGGUUGAUGGAGGUCUUUUUGUUAAUUUACAGUAG